Messenger RNA from Trifolium pratense (red clover), 2835 nucleotides. RefSeq lists its product as uncharacterized. Bases 1 to 2835 code for a protein of 944 amino acids. Gene Ontology annotation, molecular function: helicase activity. The transcript is spliced from 7 exons. The record is from RefSeq and is a predicted model, not a curated record. Lineage: Eukaryota; Viridiplantae; Streptophyta; Magnoliopsida; Fabales; Fabaceae.
AUGUGGAAGAAUACUAGUAGUCAUGCAAGUGAUGAAGAUGAUAACGAAAAUGCAACUCUUGGAUUUCUUGAUAUUGUAUUCUCAUGGUCUCUUAAAGAUGUUCUCAAUGAAAAUCUCUACAGAAAUAAGGUGAAAAAAAUUCCUGAAACAUUUAAUUCUCCAACUGAUUACAAGAACUCCUUCAUUACUCCACUGUUGGAAGAGACACACUCUGACUUAUAUUCAAGCUUGUCAACAGGAGUGUCUCAUGCUCCUUUUUGCGAAGUCACGAAAGUUGAAAGAGACAUCAAGGAAUUUAGACUUCCGAAAGCCUUAUUCUAUCAAUUAUCACUUAAGAGUUCAACAAAUGUAGAUGAAAAAGAUGUCGUAAAAUAUGAACCAGAGGCUGGAGAUCUUAUUGCUUUCACAGAUAAUCGGCCUAGAAGAGCAGAUGACUUGAACACACAGAGAUGUCCCUACACAAUUGCUUAUGUUAUUGCGCCGAAAGAUGAUUUUUCUGGUGAAAUUUUGAUACUGUCAUCUAAAUGCUUGACUGAAUUUGACUUCAAGAAAGACAGUACAAAUAAAAUGUUUGCAGUUCAACUUAUGAACAUGACAACGAAUAUUCGUAUUUGGAAAGCCUUGAAUUCACAGACAGAGGGUGAACACCUCGACCUCAUUAAAAAAGUGUUGCGACCUUGCCUCAAUAGUGGAGAAAACUGCAAAAUAUGCAUUUCUAGAUCAAAGAGUGAAUCUUCUUUCAUUCAAGAUGAUAUCAUUCGUGCGCAGAAUCUGAAUGAAUCUCAAGAAGACGCAGUUCUAAGCAGUAUUAGUAUGAUAAAUUGUUACCAUUCUAAUACUAAACUGAUAUGGGGGCCACCAGGAACCGGCAAAACCAAGACUGUUUCAUGUUUGCUAUUUUCUCUACUCAAGUUGAAAACCAGAACACUAACUUGUGCCCCCACGAACACCGCAAUUUUGCAAGUGGCGACAAGGUUGCAUAGUUUGGUUAAGGAUUCACUGGAGUAUGAUACAUAUGGUUUAGGUGACAUUGUUCUCUUUGGCAAUAGUAACAGAAUGAAAUUAGGUUCUCAUCCUGGUCUUGAAAAUAUCUUCCUUGAUAAUCGUGUAAAGAAUCUCAUGCAGUGCUUUAAUCCGUCAAAUGGUUGGAAGCAUACUUUGGAAUACACGAUCCAAUUUCUUAAUGAUCCCGAGAAAGAAUAUGUUUCUGAGAUUGGUCCUAAGUCCCUUGAGGAUUUUGCUAGGGAAAAGCAUAGGAAUGUUUUGUAUUUAUAUUUUACACACAGGCAUGCUAGUGAUAAGUAUAUUGAUAAAACAUUUGAAGAAUAUUUGCGGGAGUCGCAUAAAGACAUAGUUAAGGAAUACAAUGAAAGUUUCAUGACAAUGGAGGAAUUUGUGAAGAAGAGGUUUCGUGAACUAAGAGAGCGCUUAAAGUUCUUGAUACAAACCUUAUACACGCACUUGCCAAAAUGUUUCAUUUCACUUGCAACGGUGAAAAUAAUGUUUCGAGCUGUUGAAUUGCUAAGGUCUAUUGGAAUUUCUUUGUAUAACGCCAAGUUCAAAAAUACUCUUGAUGAAAAUGAAAAAGAAAGUAUUCCUGCUUGCUUUGAAGUAUCAAACAUUGAAAUAGCGGAGUUCCUUAGAAUACUAACUUUGCUUUCUAGUUCAAUUUCGCUUCCUGAACUCAAUGGAAGAGUUCCAAUGGAAAAGUUUUGCUUGUCGAAUGCAUGUCUAAUUUUGUGUACGGUUUCUAGUUCUAUCAAAUUGUACACUGAAGGAAUGACUCAAGUCAAAUUUUUAGUAAUUGAUGAAGCUGCACAAUUGAAAGAAUGUGAAUCAGCAAUUCCAUUGCAGCUACCGGGUCUUCAACACUGUAUUCUCAUAGGGGACGAGAAACAGCUUCCUGCAUUAGUCAAAAGCAAGAUUGCUGAUAAUUGUGGAUUUGGAAGGAGUAUGUUUGAGAGAUUGGUAAUGUUAGGAUACAAGAAGCAUAUGCUUAAUGUUCAGUAUCGAAUGCAUCCAUCGAUAAGCCUAUUUCCUUGCAAAGAGUUCUAUGAUGAAAAAAUUUCUGAUGCCCCUUGUGUCAAGGAACAAAGCUAUAAUAUGACUUUCCUUGAAGGAGAUAUGUAUGCUUCUUUUUCUUUCAUUAACAUAGCUAAGGGUAAGGAGAAAUUCGGCCGUGGACAUAGCUUGAAGAAUAUUGUUGAGGCUGCCGUUAUUUCUGAGAUUAUUAAAAAUCUUAAAAAAGAGUUUAUCAGGACAAAGAAGAAAGUUAGCAUUGGAAUCAUAUCUCCAUACAAUGCUCAAGUUUUCGAAAUCCAAGCUAAAAUUAAGCAGUACACUUCAGUUUCUGAUACGGACUUCACUGUCAGUGUCCGUUCUGUAGAUGGUUUUCAAGGCGGUGAAGAAGAUAUAAUAAUAAUGUCUACUGUUAGAUCGAACGGAAGUGGAAAAGUUGGUUUUCUUUCUAAUCGACAAAGAGCUAAUGUCGCAAUGACUAGGGCUCGAUAUUGUUUGUGGAUAUUAGGAAAUGCUUCUACUUUAUCCAAUAGUGAUUCUAUUUGGCGAAAGUUAAUUCUUGAUGCAAAGAGAAGAGAUUGUUACCAUAAUGCUGAUGAAGACAAAAAAUUAGCUCGAGUUAUCGAUGAUGUCUUGUUUGAGCUUGAACUUCUUGGCGAAUCUGAGUCAUCAUUUAAGAAACUUAGUCUUUGCGAAAAACCAGAAGAUGAUUCUUCUUCCUCUAGGACAAUGAAACCUAGGGGGUCAAGCAUGAGGCUGAUGAACCAAUUGCGCGGUGUCCGCUCACUAAGGGAAGACAUGGAAUCACUGUUGUGA